This is a messenger RNA of Columba livia (rock pigeon), 1944 nucleotides long. Its product is annotated as peroxisomal leader peptide-processing protease-like. The coding region runs from base 139 to 1713 and encodes 524 amino acids. Lineage: Eukaryota; Metazoa; Chordata; Aves; Columbiformes; Columbidae. Gene Ontology annotation, molecular function: serine-type endopeptidase activity. The transcript has 4 exons. The record is from RefSeq and is a predicted model, not a curated record. Gene Ontology annotation, cellular component: peroxisome. Gene Ontology annotation, biological process: protein processing; regulation of fatty acid beta-oxidation.
GGGGCGGCGCGGCGCGGGGGGCGGCGCGGCGCUGCCUUGCGCUGCGUUGCUUCGCUUUGCUCCGCUUUGCUUCGCUUUGCUCCGCUUUGCUCCGCUCCCGGGGCUGCCCCGCAUGCAGCCCGCGCCGCGGCCGCCGCCAUGGAGGAGGAGCAGACGUGCUGCGUGGUCAGCAUCUCUGGCUCCCCCGGUUCGCCCCAGCCGGGCGCUGGCCCCUGCAGCUGCAGCGGGGUGGUGCUGAGCCGCGGCCCCGGGCUGGUGCUGUGCCACGGCGCCCGCUUUGCGGCCUUCCUGCGGGAUGGCCCUGCCGCCUGGGCGCAGCCCCGUGCCCUGCUGCCCGAUGCCUUGCAGCCCUCCCUGCGCCUCCAUGUCCUGCACCCCUCAGCGGGGACCCGCGUCCCAGCCCUCAGCCGUGACGCUCCAGCAGCAUCGCGCAGCCCAGCCGGUGCCUUGCAGCAGCACGAAACCCAGCUCCUGGCCCUGGUGCCCUGCAGAACCUUCCAGAAGGCGCUGGCGCAGGCGUUCGGGCAGGCGGAGCAAUGGCGCUUUGGCGGGGAGGCAGCGGGGGCCGACCCGCGGGCCCUGCACUGGUUCGCCUGGCUGCGGGUGCCCGGCCUGGACACCCCUGCGGGCGGCUGGACGGCGCGGGCGAGCGCCGGGUGCCUGCGCAAGGGCCAGGCGCUGCGGGCCUGCGGCUCCCCCUUCGGCGCCCUCUGCCCCGACCUCUUCCUCAACACCCUGAGCAAAGGGGUGGUCAGCAACAUGGCUGGCGAGGAGAACGCCCUGCUCCUCACCGACGCGCGCUGCCUGCCCGGCACCGAGGGCGGCGGUGCCUUCUUGCCGUCUGCCACCGGCUCCCGCUUGGUGGCCGUCAUUGCCGCCUCCUUCUGCUGGAAAGGCGCCGAGUGGGUCGGGCUCACCCUGCUCUGCUCCCUCGCUGCCAUCCUGCGCAGCAGCGCCGGCGUCCUGGACGCCGCCGGGGUGGCGGUGCCACCAGUGCCGGGGCGGGUGGCCGCGGUGCAGGCAGCAGGAGAGCAGGACCCCCUGGGCUGGGUGGCGCUGGUGGAGUGUGGGGGGACGUGGGGGUCGGGGGUGCUGCUGUCUCCCCGCCUGCUCCUCACCUGCCGGCAUGUGGUGGAGGCCGGUGACCCGCUCUGCGUGACACCAGCGCCUGGUCCCAGCCGGGCCGCCACUGUCCUCAGCGGGCGCCUGGUGUUUGCCACCGAGGAGUCUUCUCCCUUCGACGUGGCCGUGGUGGAGCUGCAGGACAGCGUGCAGGGCUUUGUCCCCCCGCGCCCAGCACACACCUUCCUCCCAGGCGAGGAGGUGAGCGUGAUGGGCUUCGGGGCGCUGGGGCGGGCCUGCGGCCCCUCGGUGACAGCGGGGGUCCUCUCGGCUGUGGUGACGGUGGCCGGGCGCCCUGUCAUGCUGCAGACCACCUGCGCCGUCCAUGGGGGCUCCAGCGGCAGCCCCCUCGUCUCCUCCCGCAGCGGACGCCUCCUGGGGAUCGUGGCCAGCAACACCCGGGACACCAGCGCGGGGACCACCUACCCGCACCUCAACUUCUGCAUCCCCAUCACCAUCCUGCAGCCCCUCGUCGCGCGCUACCGAUGCACCAGGGACCCCAACGCCUUCGCCGAGCUCAACCGGGCGGGUGAGGGCGUGCGGGCGGCUUGGUGGCUCCAGCGGCAGCCGGGACCCCCCAGCAAGCUCUGACGCCCCCAUCUCGGGGGUUUGUGCCGGGGCAGAGCUGCCACGGCCCCUCUUUGGCCCCAGUGGUGUCGCGGCCGAGUGCCUGGCCCCCGUGGGGCUGGCGGAGCGUGGGUGUCCUGGGGUGGGGGACACGCCGUGGUGCUUUUGCCGGCUGCUGCCGACACCAAAUUGGGGGAGAGCUGGGGGCUUGUUUUAUGUCUUCUUUUCCCUGGAGCCAUAAACACUGUGAGCUGA